Molecule: messenger RNA, 2997 nt
Organism: Micromonas pusilla CCMP1545
Lineage: Eukaryota; Viridiplantae; Chlorophyta; Mamiellophyceae; Mamiellales; Mamiellaceae
Exons: 2
Coding region: 1-2997 (998 amino acids)
Source: RefSeq, a predicted model, not a curated record
AUGACGCCGCCGCCGUCGGCGGCGCCGCCGCCCGCGCGGCGUGCGUCGACGACGACGGCGAGACCGGCCCCUCAUCGCGGCGGCGGCGGCGGCGGCGGCGGUCCCGCGCGCAGCCUCGAGUUGCACGUCUCGCUCUACAACAUCCCCGACGCGCUCGCGUCGCGUCAGCCCCCCCCGCGCGUCUUCGCCGCGCUCCUCGCGGAGCUCCCGCCGAGCACGAAGGACCGAGGACGCGUCGGCGUCGCGCGCGUCCACGAGCGGCACGCGCGAUGGCGCGUCGCGGGCGUCACGGAGCCCCAGCUCGUUCGCGUCGACGCGUCGAUCCUCCGCUUCGUCGUCCCGACGCACGUCGACGGGCUCGUCGGCGACCGCCUCCACCGCCGCGCCGCGAUCGCCGUCUACGAGAUCCCCGACGGCGACGACGGCGACGACGUGUACGUCGCCGCGGACGAGUGCGUGCCGCCGGAUUCGCGCCCGACGAUCGACACGCGGCGCCUGGACGAGAUGACGUACGUCGGCGAGGCGCGCGCGCACGUCGUGGAGCUGCUGCGACGCGUGCAGGGCGACGACGCGGAGAAACGUUCGCGCGACCGCCCGGACGCGUCGCGACGGGUCCAGUACGCGCUCGCGCGGAACCCGAUUCGAUGCGUCGUCGUCGUCGACGACGACGAGGAUGACGGCGAUGGCGACCUCGGCGUUUCAGGAUCAGUCACCGCCUCAGCAUCAGCGACCCUAAACCCCGCGUGGGAGGGCGCCGCCGUGGAGAUCCUCGCGUCGCGGCCGAGGCACUGGCCGCGGCCGGGACCCGCGGAAGCCGGCGUCUUUUUCCUCGACGCCGAGCUCGUCUUCUCGCCGCUCUUCCCGCACGCGCCGAAGGACAUCGAGCGCGUUUACGUCCGAAUCCUCCGCUGGGUCGGGGACGGGUACCAGCCCAUACACAGCACGCUCGUCGCGCACGGCGACGUCCCGGGCGCGGGCGCGGUGUACGCGGAGCCGAGGAGCGGUAAGAAGGGCGCCGUGCCGCGGUGGCGCGCGAAACUCCACGAGACGGCGAUCGCCGUCGCGUGCCUCCACGGCGGCGGCGGCGACUCGAACGCCGUCUACGGCCGCGCGCCUCUCGCCUCCGCGGUCGUCGAGCGCGUCGACGGCGACGUCGGCGACUCGGACGCCGCGAGAGCGCGCGCGGCGAGGUAUCUUCCCCCGGGGGACGUCCCGUGGCGCGUCGAGGCGAUCGCGCGGUUGACGCGCGGGAAAGACGUGCUCCUCGGCUGGGUCGACGUCACGCUGAGCGAGCUGUGCGACGCGGGCGCGGCCGCGAGCGAGGACGCGCCCGCGCGUUUCGACUGCGAGCUCGUCCCGCACGAGAGCGAUUUCGAGUGCGCGAGGAUUAACCCCGCGCGAGGCGACGCGCCGGCGGUGCUCGAGGUGUACGGGUUCCGCCUGAGGGCGGGGAACGGGGAGAAAGCACGGGGACCCGCCGCGGCGGCGACGGCGACGGGCGCGGGCGCGGAGAAAAAAAGAGUCGCCGCGGCGGCGGCGGCGGCGACGUCGGAGAAGGAGAACGAGGACGAGAGAGAGAGACCCGAGAGACGCGAGAGGAUGACCGCCAUGGAGGAAGCGGAGGAGGAGGAGGAGGAGGAGGAGGCGUUCGAGAAGAGAGAGGAAGAGGUCGAUCUCGACGCCGCCGUCGCGGUUCCUCGAACGCCCGCGCCUCCGUCGGCGGCGACGGCGGCGGAGGACGACGACGACCCGGAAUACACCGCGGCGAUGCGCGCGAUGCGAUCGCUGCGCGUCGACGGCGGCGACGACGACGCGAACGACGACGCGAACUUCCUCGACGAUAGCGACGUGGACUCCGAGGAAGCGCGGCUCGACGCGGUCGUCUCCGGGCUGUCUCGCGCGGCGCGCGCGAAGCUACGUCGGACGCCGCCGCCGCCGCCGCGGUCGUCGACCCGCGGCGGGAGGGCUUCGACGGCGAGGGCGACGAGACCCACCGCGAGACCGACGGCCGCCGCGACGACGUGCGCGCGCGCGAGGCCGGUCGCGGGAGCCGCGAACCGCCGAGGGUGGAGCUCCACGUUGUCGAAGCCGAAAGAGACCCCGCCGCCGGUGAGCAUGGCGCAAGAGCUCAGAAGCCGCGCGUACGACGGCGCGAAGAUCGCCGCGGCGGCGGCGUCGGCGCCCGCGCGACGGAAGACGCGGACGAUGCGGCCGUUCGAGGAGCUGUCCCCGCGGUCGCGGUGGCACGCGGAGAAGGAGAGGACGAGAGGCGCGACGGCGACGAAGCCGGGGAUGCUGCCCGCGCGCCGGGAAGCUGUCGAUCGACCGCCGGGCGACGACGACGACGACGACGACGACGACGCCGUCUCGGAGGUGUCGUUCGUCGCCCCGGUGCGCGCGCUGCUGCAUCGCGCGGUCGUCGCGCAGCACGCGAGAGAGGUCUCGAGCGCGGCGGCGCGCACGCCCGGCGUCGCGUCCGUGCCGGCGGCGUUUCACGACGAAGACGACGAGGAAGAAGAGGAGGACGUCGGCGGCGGCGGCGGCGGCGGCGACAAAGAAAACGACAGCCCCGCGUCCGCGCCGACGACGAGCCUCACGCCGUCGCCGCCGCGGCGCGUCGCCUCGGAUCACUCCACGCCGUGGAAGGCGGCGUCCACGUCCAAACACAAGAAGGAUUCGAAGCCGCCGAACCCGGAGCUCAUCGCCGCCGCGGACGCCGCCGUGCGCGCGGCGCUCGUGGAGAAGCUCGCGUCGCACACUAAAGGUGCGUUCUAUACACUGGUCCCCAUACGACCGCGUUCGCGUGGUGAACGCCAAUCCUUAAGGACUUUGCCCGGCGCAUCUCUCCGUCCACCCCUCGGUUUCGAUUCCCGCCCUCGACGCCUUUCAACGCCAACUGACGCAUUUCAACUCCACCCCGGCAUCGCUUCGUGUGGAACGACCCUAAAGCCGAGCUCGUGGACACGGCGCUUCGCAUUCGUCAGGAGCUCCUCGUGA